This is a messenger RNA of Sesamum indicum (sesame), 1484 nucleotides long. Its product is annotated as RING-H2 finger protein ATL74. Gene Ontology annotation, biological process: protein ubiquitination. The record is from RefSeq and is a predicted model, not a curated record. NCBI's taxonomy places the organism in Eukaryota, Viridiplantae, Streptophyta, Magnoliopsida, Lamiales, Pedaliaceae. Gene Ontology annotation, molecular function: transferase activity.
UUUGCGCAGGAGGAAAACAUCCCUUUCCCAUCGCUACUUGUGUUUGUAAAGUUUCCAAGUGUACUAACAUCAAAAUCUCACUUUUAUUUGGGGUUUCCUCCUUUCUUUACAGUGAUUUCAAAGGUUGUCUCUUCAGAAUACCAAUGUUCAGUUGAAACCCCUCAUUGAACCAAAUUCUGCUCCUGGUCGCUGUUAUUGCAGAAAAGCUGUCGAAACAGAAGUAGCCCUCGAGUCGUAGCAGCAUUUUUGGUGAGGUUUUAAUGAUGUUUGAUUCGCUUGUUUGGAGGGGUUAAAGAUUUUGGUGUUCUUGAAAGUUUAUUUAUGCUGUUUGGUACAAGUUUAUAAUUUCAGGUAGACUGGUCGGAAACUGUUUGAGUGUUUCUCUCUUUUUCCUCCCCCUUUUUCCUGUCCCCCCAAACAGAGCUUUGUAGCAAGCCCACGUUGUAAGAACCAAAAGAAUGUUUAUGUUCUUUGUGGGUUUCAUUUUUUUGUGAAAUUUAAGGUUUACAGAGCAGUGUUUACAGCAUUUCAAGAAUCAAGAUUGAAGGAAAAGUCAGGGAGGGAAAUAAGACACAGAGUUGUGAUAAUCAGACAGAAAUGAAUUCUCUGUUUUCGGUUUCUUUUGUUGUCCGAUUUCGAUUUUCAUCUAUGUAGAGGAAUUGGGGAAGAAAUCUGUACGCAAAGUUCGGAAAAGGCUCACAAUUUGAGUAAAACCCUUUAUUUGGACCUUCAAGAUUGUUAAUUUCAAGCCGUCCAACUUCGAUGAACUUGUACCACCGGCCGCGUCGCCUGUUCCUGGAUGCUCCGCCGCCAAGAAACCAGAAGCCAAAGCCACAAUGGCUACAGCCGGAAUUUCGACACCAACUUGGUGAUCAUCCUUGCAGCUUUGUUAUGUGCUUUAAUAUGCGUUCUUGGGAUAAAUUCCAUAGUAAGAUGCUUUCUGCGGUGCACCGCGAGGAUGAGCUCGGUCGACACGGAAGAACUGCGGCCGCGGUUUAGCCGGAAGGGACUAAAGAAGGUGGCGCUCCGCCAGAUUCCGGUGGUGGUGUAUGGCUCCGGGGAAGGGCCGGUGGCAUUCACAGACUGCCCCAUAUGCCUUGGUGAGUUCUUGGAUGGGGAGAAAAUAAGGGUGCUGCCUAAAUGCCACCAUUGUUUUCAUGUUAAGUGUGUGGACAUUUGGUUGGCUUCUCAUUCCUCGUGCCCCACCUGCCGACAGUCUGUGGCGGAUCCACCGGAGUCCGGUGAUGCUCCGGCUGCUGGCGCUGCUGAGGAGGUGAGCUGAUUGCUGGAAAAUUCUUAACCAAGACAGGAUUUGAUCAAACCAUAUCAAUUACAGAACAAAAGAGAUAUACAUUUUCUAAAUCAUACAUCAAUUAAAUCAUAAGCGUAUUACAUUUGUUAUAUAUUUGAUUUAGGUUCGAUCAAAUUCGAUUUGGGUUAGAAUUUCCAGCUUACUGCAUUGUAAAUGUUUUUUUUUUUUAUGU